Poecilia latipinna (sailfin molly) is the source of this 9553-nucleotide messenger RNA. RefSeq names its product WNK lysine deficient protein kinase 1b (gene wnk1b). NCBI's taxonomy places the organism in Eukaryota, Metazoa, Chordata, Actinopteri, Cyprinodontiformes, Poeciliidae. The transcript is spliced from 39 exons. Gene Ontology annotation, biological process: protein phosphorylation. Gene Ontology annotation, molecular function: ATP binding; protein serine/threonine kinase activity. The record is from RefSeq and is a predicted model, not a curated record. Bases 1209 to 9437 code for a protein of 2742 amino acids.
AGCCAUUGCCUUGACGAGUCAUCGCUGGAGAGGACCCCAGAGCAGGCUGAGCCGCUGAGUAACCGCUUUGAACGGGGAAUAUCACUUCAUCACCGCGGAUUUAUCGCAUCACACCCGCCUUAAGGAGCAAAACGGCGGUUGCAGAAGCGGACCGGACUUCCAUGCAGAUUGUGGUUUUGCACAUUUGAGCGAAGCAGUUAUCUUUUUAGUCUGGACCUGAACGCAGACAACCCCAAAAGAGACAGACAGACAGUAAAGUAGUACCAGAGCCGCCACUACAUCGGUGAGCGAACUUGGCAUCUCUGCGCGGUGGGAGGUGUCUGUCUGUCUGUGUCUGUCUGUCGGCUUCGGUUUGUUGCACGUACCGCUGCCAGGGACUUCGUUCACAAAAAAGAGGUUCAUGUUUUUGUAAUUACUCCAUCGUUUGUUUUUUUUUUUUCUGCAACCAACUGUGGCUUUAAUGUGACGCACCGGGCUGACAUUAGUGCUGAGUCUCGAAGAGGAUUCCCACUGCAGAGGAGUUCAGUAAAGGCUCGUUUAUUCAAGUUUUUACCUUCAUACUUCAACGGGACCAGCACAACCAACACCAAUGUGAUAGUCACAAAGCCUCAAGAAGACCAAGCCGGGCCAGGCCAGGCGAGGCCUGGCCGUUCCAGACGGGUCAGCUGGGAGAGGGCCUCAUCACAACCUGCUGUUCCUGCUUUAAAGAGAUUCGUCUGUGGCUGUCAGCGUCUGAUUGGUCUCCUAUGUUGCCAUCGGCUGUGUCUGGAUGUCGGCAGCAGGAUGGAUUCUGGACUUGAUUUGACCGUUCACACCUCGUUGCAGCGCUGGCCACGCUCCCUGACGGACUGCCUGUCGUCCCUCGCCUCCCCAGUCUUUAAGCCCCCUCUUCUUACCUGGGGCGUCCCUCAGCCCUGUAAGGAAGGGCCUUAUGGGAACUGUAGGUUGUCUUGUUAAAACGGCUGACGCUGCAGAGAGGAAGCAGAUCUGAUAAGUCCUUCCAAACUCUCACACCGAACAGUGGCUGCUCUGUCCACUAUCCUGACACGACUAGUUGCCUUUGCGUUUUUCUGAGAGUAUCUCGAGUUGCGUUCCGAAGUUUACACAGACAGUUUUGUCUAAUUCCUCACUUUUUUUUUUUCUUUUUUACACAAGUCCUUAUUUAUAUUUCCGUUUUCUUUCCUUUGUGGUCUGAGCCCUGCAGAAGAAUGUCCGAAAGUAGCAACAAAGCAGUAAAAUUCCUCACCCCUCAGCCCCCGGCAUCCUCCGACUCCCCCUGCCCGUCACCUCAAACCCCCCACAAGAAUGUGAACGGCUCUGCCAGUUCAGACUCGCACGUCGUGGAGAAGAUCGGCGAGCAGCCUGAGGUGCGUCGGCGGCGCCACACCAUGGAGAGAGACUCCAAAACAGCCGAGCACCGCUUCUUCCGCCGCAGUGUUAUUUGCGACUCCAACGCCACAGCCUUGGACCUGCCCAGCAAAGCGACUGUGCUUCUGACCUCGCCCCCUGACUGCGAAGGGGCUACCCUCUUCUUCUCCCCGCAGAUCUGCAGGCCCGAGGAACAAGAACCCGAGGGCGAGAACGCAAGAGGAUCCUACCUGCAAAGUACCGGCCUUCAGCCUUACUCUGACCAUGGUGGGGUGGUCUCACAGGGGCAUGCACAUCAUGCUGAGGGAGGUCUAAAUGCCAUCACUGUGGUUCCCACAACUAGUAGUGCUGAUUAUGGUGCAGAGGGUCCAACGAAAGAGCCAACCCCGACAGUAUUGGAUGUUAAGGAUAGAGCGGCAGGCAAACAGCCUGAUGUCAAGUUGUGUGCCAGAGGGAUUGAGGAAGCACAACGUUCGUCAAAGGACGAAAAAGUCGAUAAACCCGCGCUCGAGGGGAGCAUCAGCAGCCCGAUCGAGGAGAAGGACCAGGAGACGGAGGAGGAGAGGGGGCAAGCGAAAGCAAGAGCGGAGCAGAGGGAGGCCGAGAAACGAGUGCAAGAGGACAUAGAGGAGGCAGAGACGAAGGCCGUAGGGACUUCGCCGGACGGACGCUUCCUAAAGUUCGACAUAGAGAUUGGGAGAGGGUCUUUCAAGACCGUGUACAAGGGACUGGAUACGGAAACGACGGUGGAAGUAGCAUGGUGUGAGCUGCAGGACCGUAAGCUGUCCAAGUCGGAGCGCCAGCGGUUCAAAGAGGAAGCCGGGAUGUUGAAGGGUCUCCAGCAUCCUAACAUUGUCCGCUUCUAUGACUCCUGGGAGGGUUUGUGCAAAGGAAAGAAAUGUAUUGUUCUCGUCACGGAGCUCAUGACAUCUGGCACGCUGAAAACCUACCUGAAGCGCUUUAAGGUGAUGAAAAUCAAGGUCCUUCGCUCGUGGUGCCGGCAGAUCCUUAAAGGUCUCCACUUCCUGCACACCAGGGCCCCGCCCAUCAUCCACCGGGACCUGAAGUGCGACAACAUCUUCAUCACGGGCCCCACGGGCUCUGUGAAGAUCGGAGACCUGGGGCUGGCCACGCUGAAGAGGGCCUCCUUCGCCAAAAGUGUCAUAGGUACCCCUGAGUUUAUGGCUCCUGAGAUGUACGAGGAGAAGUACGAUGAAUCCGUAGACGUCUACGCCUUCGGGAUGUGCAUGCUGGAGAUGGCCACCUCCGAGUAUCCCUACUCAGAAUGCCAGAACGCGGCGCAGAUCUACAGACGGGUAACAAGUGGAGUAAAGCCUGCGAGUUUUGACAAGGUGGCCAUUCCUGAGGUGAAGGAAAUUAUAGAGGGCUGUAUAAGAACAAACAAAGAUGAGAGGUAUGCCAUAAAGACCCUGCUGAACCACGCGUUCUUCCAGGAGGAGACGGGAGUCAGGGUUGAACUUGCGGAGGAGGAGGAUGGGGAGAUGAUUGCUAUCAAACUUUGGCUCAGGAUAGAAGACGUCAAGAAGCUCAAAGGCAAAUAUAAAGAAAACGAAGCCAUCGAAUUCUCCUUUGACCUCAACAGAGACGUACCUGAAGAUGUGGCGCAGGAAAUGGUUGAGUCUGGCUAUGUCGCCGAGGGUGACCACAAGACCAUGGCCAAGGCGAUCAAGGACCGCGUGUCUCUGAUCCGAAAGAAGAGAGAACAGAGGCAGCUGGUGCGGGAAGAACAGGAGAAGAGGAAGCUGGAGGCAGAGAAACGGCAACAAGAGGCUUUCAAAGCUCCACACACCCAGUCGAAGACGGAAGAAACGGAGGCAGAACAACUUCACCAUCAGCAGGCGGGCCUCUCUCACACAUCUGAAGGCGGUUUGGACAGCGGACAGGGCUCCGCGGUUUUCUCCUCCGACUCCCCCCACCUGGGUCAGCUGACCAUGUCUUACAGCUGCCCCCCGUCCUCCCAGCCCCCCUCCCAACCCCAGACCCCGUACCCCCAAACCCCCGCUGCCGCCUCGCAGCAACACCCAGGCUACUCCCAGCCACCGCAGCCGAUGCCUGCGUCGCACGGCCGUCGAAGCCGUAGCAUGUCUGUUUGCGUCCCCCCUUCCUCGUACUCCUUUUCCCACGCUCCUUCGUCCCUGGCCGCUCCUCCGAAACAGCCCGCCACGCCUCCUGCAGACCUGUCCUCCCACACCUCCACCUCCGCCACCUCCCCCUGCGCACCUCUCGCUUCCGAGAGGGACACGUUCGCGGGCCGCCUCUCCAAGGCCCUGGAGACGGUGCUGCCCCUGCACUUGGGCUCCUCUCAGCCCAGGGCCAGUCAGCGGAGGGCCAGCCUGCCUGCCCUGUUCUCCACCCCUCAGCACUCAUUGCCACACGCCUUCGGCGGAGGAGCGAGCUCGGCCGGAGGAGUCCCAACUCUCCCGGAGCCUCCGGCUAUUUUCUUCCCUUCCAUCCCCGAGCGCCCCGUUUCCUUCUCUCCUCCUCCCACCGGCCCCCCGAAGGGCUACAACACCCAGAGACGUAAAAGCACCUCCAUUCUGGAGGCGCAUACACGGCACUUCCAGCCCGCCUACCCUCGCUACGGGAGCACCCUGCACCCGUUUUCUGGGAUGGAAGCUGUUGAGGGUCCGUCUCUCUUUAUGGUGAAUCCUGGCUUUGCGGCAGCGGCUCAGAGACUCGGCCCUGGCGAUUCUCUGCAUCUCCCGGGGCAAUCCGAGCCGACUUUGUAUGGCUACAAGGACAUGAGAGCGGAACACGAGGAAGCCAUGAGGCGGCUGAGUCUUAAUCAAGCUGCUUUGUUGGACCAUUACGAAGCAAUGGCAUAUGCGGGGUAUCCGAUGACUGCCCACCAGCUGGGUCAUCUGAGUUUCCAUCAUCAGAGGCAGGCAGCAGCUGCGGCAGCGAGUUUGGGCUUUGAUCCUGGUCCUCCACCUCAACCAGGGUUCAUCCACCCACAGAUCAUGCAGAGAAUAAGCGCACACAGCCCAAUACCUCCAAUGCUGCCCCCGAUGACUCCUUCCACCGGUGGUUCAAUCUCUUCUUCAUCGUCCGAGGGUUGCUUUCCUCCACAGCAUGCAUCCUCAUCCCCCUUCCCCAUUUCUGCACCUCCAGUAAUGGCCGACGCACCGCCUGCUGGAAGUGUUUUUGAGUUUCAUCUAGCUGCGGCUGCUGCGGCCGCCGCUGCAGACCCGAACCUGCUGGCGUCCAGGAUUUACAGAGCUCGCCGCAGCUCCAUGGACCUCCCUCUGGAGGACAGCUCCGGGACCGGGUCGGGCGGUUCGGGAACCUACAACCGACUCCAGCCGGUUACGGAGGAGCUCUACGCCUACAUCAGCCCAGAGCUUCCUUUGCCUCCAGGAAACCUCCUCCUUCACCACAUCGGUUUGACCGCAAAGGACCGGAGCCCUGAACCGUCCAGCGACUCUCUGGCCUCCUCCGAUGCAGGAGAGUUUCAGUCGCCUCCUCCCCCUAAUCUCCCCGCUCAGUUCGACUCGUCAGCCGCUCAGUCAAUCCCUCGGUCCUCCUCUUCCGCACACUACGAUUCCUCGGGGGGAGCCCUUCUCCAAGAACCCCAGGGUCAUCCGCCUUCAGUCCAGAACUUUUUCCCUCCCACCCCGUCGUCUGAACUCCCACCUGGCGGCGCGUCGUCGGCUCAGCCGGAGUCUCUGCAGAGUCCCUGGCCCCAGCAGGAAGCCCAACACGAUGCAGCCCACCUUGAGUCAAUGCAGGCUGCUUUUCCCCCUCUGCAGCAGGUUCAGACUCCCACCCCUAAACCAAGUUCAGGAACCCCUCUGGUUCCUGCCGCCACUCAGCCUGAUCCCACAGGGACUUCCCAACAGGCUGUGUUAUCCGGUCAGAGUUCUGUUUCUCUUCAGAGUCCAACCCACACAGCACUGCAACAGACGUCUGCACAGCCCAGUUUACCUCCGCCAACUUCUACUGUUCCCAUGGUGACCCUUCCUUCUCCGUCGGCUCUUCCGACACCAGUCGUGCCCUCCCUCCCCUCUUCUCUGCCAAUCCCUGCUGGGGUGGUGCCUACACUUGUUCCCUCUCCUCUUCCUCCUGUGCCCACACCUGUGCCUCAGCCUUUGGCCACCGUGGUGCCAGUCAUCAGCGUAGUCACCGUCCCUCCUGACUCUCCCAUGGAAGCCCCUCCUAAGUCGCCUUCGCAAUCUUCAGAGCUGUCGCAGGGCCAACUGCAGCCACCCCAAGUUCUCUCAUCUAUAGAAAGCGGCCACUCGGAGAUGUCGGGCCUGAGCGACGGAAACGAAGGAGGAGGCGGCGGCCGCCAUGAGGGUCGCUCCGCCAAACGGCAUCAGAGGCGUUCUGUGCGAAGCCGGUCGCGUCACGAGAAGACGUCCAAGGCGAAACUCCACGUCCUCAGUAUCUCCAACCGAGGAGACAGAGUGGCAGAGUGUCAGCUGGAGACUCACAACAGGAAGAUGGUGACAUUUAGGUUCGAUCUCGACGGAGACAACCCUGAGGAGAUCGCCCAGAUCAUGGUUGAGAGUGAGUUCAUCCUGGAGAGUGAGCGAGAGUCGUUCAUCGAGCAGGUCAGAGAGGUCAUCGAGAACGCUGAUCAGAAGGGAGACGCAGGAAGUCAGAUGAUGGGUGACAAGGAAGAGCUGAUUCCUGCGAUAAGCAGCCCCAUGCCGGACAUCCCUCCCAGUGCGACGUCGCAGGUGGUCCACUCAGCAGGACGGAGAUUCAUCGUUAGUCCUGUACCAGAAGGCAGACUGAAGGACCAAACCCUGCCCCCCUCACCAACACCUGCCCCGCCAACUCCGUCUGAAACUGCCCAGUCUCAUUCUCCUGGCCAAAUGUUGGUAUUUUCCCAGUCUGCGGGAGCAGUCACGUUACACCAAGCCUUCUCUGAGCUCAGGCAGAGUAAAAACCAGUACGACGCAGGUCCCAACACCGCCCCGGCCUCCGUCCACUCCACACAUCCUCCCCUGCAGCCUGCAGCGGUGGCGGCCUCCCCACACAGCAGCGUAGUCACUCCCUCCGUGGAUUCAAGUCUAAAUCAAGUCAAAGAGCAGCUCAGUGAAGCGUCUCCUCCUCCCCUCUCCUUCUCCUCGCCCUCCACCUCCGCGCCCCCCGUCUCCUUCAGUCCUCCCUUUUCUUCGUCUCCUCCUCCUCCCACCUUGGUAAAUCAGAUCAUCCUCCAGUCUCAGCCCGUGAUGCAGGCUGCGUCUCGACCACAAGCACAAAGUCAGACGCAAACCCAGCCCCCGGCUUACAUCCAGCCCCAAACGGUUUCUGCCGCCUCGCUGCCUACCUCCGUACCAACGGCCAGCAUCACCAGCAUCUCCAGCGUCCCGCCGACGGUGCUCACUUCCUCUCUUCUAGGCCAGACUGUCCCGUUCGUAUCCUCGCCUCCUUCCUCUGCUCUCGAACUCUCGUCGGAUCAUCCGUCAGUCUCCCCCACCUCAGCCUCCGCUGUCCCCACUACAGCCAUCCCAGGUCCACAGAUGUCUCCGCCCUCCUCCGCCCUUCCAGUUCCCGCAGCUGGCUUGUCCGCCUCUGUGGGUCUCCAGCCGGUGACCACCACCGUUCCUCCGGUCCAGCCCACUCUGGUCCACUCGCAGCCACAGACUGCAGCCCUGCCGGGGCAGACACACGCACACUGUGGAGAAUGUGACACGAGGACUGAGGCUUCCUCCGAGUCCGUAGGCAAACCGGACGACAUCCAAGCUCUGGACAAGAAGCUGCGCUCGCUCUUCAUGGACCUCGGCGGAGUGGUGCCGUCCACACAGGGAGACGUCCUACCUGCUGACCCCGCCUCUGGAGCCUCCGUGGCUGGCACCUCGUCCCCCAUCAGCGCCGGCCCCACCUCCACCGCGUCUGUAACGGCUCCUGGCUCCACCCAGUCGGUCAACCCACCGCUGCCCCCCUCCAGCCUGGCACUGGGCCCUCUGGGGUCAGCGGCUCCCGUGCAAGGCCCAGGGACACCUGUAGCCACCCCUGCAUCGUCCAUCAUCCCUGCCUCUUCUAUGGGUCAGACUACUCCAUCCAAAACCCCCCUAUCCAGGGUACCGGCCACUUCUCCUCCUUCAGAGCUCCUGACACCCUUACCUGGACCUUGUCUAAUACAGUCACAGCAGCCUCUGGAAGACCUGGACGCCCAGCUGAGGAGAGCACUGAGUCCAGAAACUGUCCCUGUGAGCUCACACACACAGGUCUCUUUCAGCAGUGUUCCUACAAUGGGACAACCAAUUCCAUUCUCACUGGAAGAAGAAAAAGCCCCUUCCUCUGCUCCUCCUCCUGCAGGUGGAAUUAAAUUAGGAAGAUUUCAGGUGUCCUUGGCUGCCGAAGAGCCUGCUGUCCAGCGCCCGUCCUGCACAGAGUCUUCUUCCACCACCUCCUCCUCCACUUCGUCCUCCUCCUCGUCCUCCAGCCUCUCCAGCCCGGAGAACACGUUGCACAAAGACUCCCCGUCCCGUCUGAGAGGGAAAGGAGUGAAAGGCGGAGACGUUGUGGACGGGCUCCUCCAGAAGGCUGCGGCGGGAUCCCACCUCGCCUCCCCUCUCGGUUCCCCGUGCCGCUCCCCCAAACCCACCACCACCAUCGGCCGCUUUCAGGUUACCACCAACCCCGAGACCCGCGUCGGCCGGUUCUCGGUCAGUCGCGCCCAGGAGCAGACCCAGCAGCCCGAGCAGAGCCCUCCGCCGCCUGCCGCUCGGGCUGCUGCUAACGGACCCAGCGAUCCCGGACAGGUUCUGUCUCCAGACUCGCCUCACAAAGCCUCCCUACCUAGCCUAAACAACAACUCCUUCAACAACUCCUACAUGAGCAGCGACAACGACUCUGAAUUUGAGGAUGAAGACUUUAAGCAGGAAGUCCGAGGCCUCAGAGAAAAGCACAUACGUGAAAUUCAGGCCCUCCACUCUCGCCAGAAGGAGGAAAUCGAGCGCUUGUUUACAAGGCUGGGAAAGGUGCCUCCAGCUGCUGUGAUCCCACCCCUCAUCGCCUUUACUGGCAGAAGGCGGCGGCCCACCAAAAGCAAAUCUUCAAAAUCGUCCAGAAGCAGCUCCACCCACGGCAGCAAGAGCCCUUUACAGCCAGGCAGCACUUUAUCCGCCCAGAGCGUCCCGGCCGUGUACCCCGGCCAGCUGCCUCUGCUGGCCCCCGGAGUGCUGGCCGACACCGUGCUCCAGCCCCUCAAGCAGUCCGCCUCCAGCAGCAACCUCUGCUCAGCCUACACCAGCGAGGCGGCGCUGUCUGUGCCCAGCUUGUGUGCUCCGACCCCGGGCUGUGUAAAGUUCAGCUGGGGUUCGGAGCGUGUGGCCUUCAAGCCGGGUGGCAGGAGGACGCGCUUUCUGAGUACGCCCUGCUUGGCUCUUUGGAAGAUGGUGAAAAAAGUCUGCCCCUGCAACCAGCUCUGUAGGACGAACAGCACCAAUGCAGUGAGCGGUUCAGAGGGGCUGGGUCAAAGCCAGGGCGGCUCCCAAUGUCUGGCGCCCAACAUGUCAGCACCCCACCAGAGGAAAGGAACCUUCACCGAUGACCUCCAUAAACUGGUGGACAACUGGGCCAGGGACGCCAUGAACCUGUCACAGGGUAAAAGGAGUGCCAAACAGCAGCAGCAGCAGCUGCAGCAGCAGGUCCCAGCACAGGGACACAGUUAUGAGGUCACCCAGUCGGCCAGUCUGGGCAGGAAGUACUCGGCUCCCAGCCAGCUGUGUCCCAGCAGCAUCGGAGGCUCCGCCCACCUCCCUGCAAACCCCACCAGCGCUACCUCUCUGGCUGCCAGAAAAGGCUCCCUCUGCCACCCUCCCGCCUCCUCUGCCCCGCCCCACCUCCAGCCCCCGCAGUUUAUCCCCUACGCCCCCAGUGCCGCCUACACCGCCCAGUGGUGCGGUCCGGCUCACAGCAUGACGAACCCGCAGCAAGCACCAACGCAGCCUCUCUUAGUCAGCGCCUCCCAGCCUCUGGGGCCCUACCCGCCUCCACAGGGCCAUCUACCGGGACAGGGCCCCUACCUGCUCACUGCCACUCUGCAGAAGUCGGUGAGCAGCCCAGGGGGGCCGAACAUGAGGACCACGUAGGGGCUGGCCGCCAGGGCCGGUUUUACUGACGGACAGCCCAGUCGGACAAGUGAAAGGCGGCUUGUUUUGCAGCCAGAGGAAGAGGAGAUGCAAUGGAGUGGAGAAAAAAAAAAAAA